Molecule: messenger RNA, 912 nt
Organism: Aspergillus versicolor CBS 583.65
Lineage: Eukaryota; Fungi; Ascomycota; Eurotiomycetes; Eurotiales; Aspergillaceae
Exons: 2
Coding region: 1-912 (303 amino acids)
Source: RefSeq, a predicted model, not a curated record
AUGUCUUGCCUUUCCUCAAAGCGCCAGAGGGAACACGAGGAGUUUCCCGCCUACAAUGUGGACUUAUUCCGAGAGAAGAAGAAGCACCGUUCCCUGCCUCUACGCAGUCCUCGGAAGGCUGGCCAGAGCUCGAAGCUCGUCGAAGCAAGUCCGCGAAACCCGCUCUCAGUCUAUCCAUACUCCGCGUUGACUCCUGUCGAAACCUCCUCCGAAGAUGAUUCCGACAGCCUAUACCUUUCUAGCCCGAACCUCAAUAAAUCCCAGUUGUUCCAACGAAGCUCUCAUGCCUCUGGGUUCGACUUCGACGCGUCCAUGGACAUGGACGUAUCGGAAGAUUCAGGUUCGAUAAACAAAGACGCGAAAAACCAGCUGCCAGCCUCUGUGUUUGAUGGGGAUGCACGGAACCAUUCAUCAAACACGCAUAGUAUUAUCCACCAUUCACCCAGUCCAAGCCACAUCGCAGCAACGCCAUGCGAUUCGUUUAAUUCACAACAGCCAACCCUCCCUAUAAUAUCGGUAUCCGACUCUACGAUAUCUCCCAGUCAUUCUGUUCAGUUAACCGGGGAUACCCUAUGGUGGCGUUGCCCGCGCCUGCUUAGCCCAGUGAGCGAUAAUGGAGAUGGCAUACCAGGCGCGAAAGACUCCUCGGAUGAUUCAGAAAUGGUAUAUGACAUCUCUCCUAUAGAAUCGCUUCCGUCGCUGGGAUCGGGGAAUUCGUCCGCCAUGGAUGCUGAGGCUGCUGACAUGCGGCAGCGGCUGUCAUCGCUGGACCUACCGGGUCAAGCGAAUAUAAAGCCAAAUGGGCACCUCAAGCCGCCCAAAAAGCCGGGAUUCUCAAUGGGCUAUCGUGCCGACUGCGACAAAUGUCGUCGUAAAGUGCCUGGACAUUACAGCCAUAUCAUUGGGUGCUGA